GUGAUAAUAAGGAUAUUUAUUUCGACAAAUGAUAUUGGAAACAACAUUCUAUUCUGUGCAUAAGUAUGUUAGCUAGGAAAAUGAAUGUGCUUUCUAAAUAAAUGCCUUAGCUCGCGUCACACUGUAAAAGAGCCCGCGGUCUUGAGGGUUAAAGUAGGAGGCUGUUGUCACUGCUGUAAACUACAACUUCCAGAGUGCAGUUCGAGUGUCACCAUUCGUCCUUCCGCUGUGUAGGAGAAGUCUCUCGAAGUGACAUGGCGCUCUCCCAGACUGUGUACAAUUUGCUCUUCAGGAGGACAUCUACGUUCGCCAUCACCAUAAUGGUGGGAGCCGUGCUCUUUGAACGAGUCUUCGACCAAGCUGGAAACGCGGUGUUCGAGCAGCUGAACCGCGGGAAACUGUGGAAGCACAUUAAACACAACUACGAAAGUAAGGACGAGUGAAGCGCGAGCCCGGCGGGCCGAUGCCGAAGCCGGCGGUGACCUCGAGUCCGGCAUCACGUGACCAAGAACCACCAGCAGGUCGAGAGGCGCCGGACGGGAUAGUCGCCGGGACCGGAAGUACGGGGCCCAGCGCCCCUAAGACUCGAACACAUGUCCUACUGUAUGGCUCGCAGUGACUGAGUAACGUUCUCUCCUUGACCCGUGAACACGAAUCCCGUUCCUUCCUGCGGAAAUAAAAAAAAAAAAAAAAAAAAAAAAAAAAAAAAAAAGAGCUAUAAAAUUGUGAUCCUCUGCAUAAGUGGGGAAUUUAAUAAAAACACGUGUUGUUUUCUCAAACUCUCCUCGGUCUCAUUGCCCCUCUUGUCAAAGUUAUUUACCUUAACUGAACGAUCAACUAGUUGUGUUUUUGUGCUGCCUGCUGCUGUCACUUUUUCUCACCCGAAUGAUGGAGCAGUUCAUUUUGCAUGGUUUGAAUAUAAAUAUAUAAAAAGUG
Scleropages formosus (Asian bonytongue) is the source of this 936-nucleotide messenger RNA. It is a transcript of the gene uqcr10, whose product is annotated as ubiquinol-cytochrome c reductase, complex III subunit X. The transcript is spliced from 2 exons. Gene Ontology annotation, cellular component: respiratory chain complex III. Bases 255 to 443 code for a protein of 62 amino acids. Gene Ontology annotation, biological process: mitochondrial electron transport, ubiquinol to cytochrome c. The record is from RefSeq and is a predicted model, not a curated record. Lineage: Eukaryota; Metazoa; Chordata; Actinopteri; Osteoglossiformes; Osteoglossidae.